AUGAAGUUUCACGUGCUCACCCUGGGCUUACUUGCGUCUCUGGCACAAGCAAAGCCUUCAAGACGUUCCACCAUUCAGAAGAGAGCCUCCAUCACUGAUGUCGGUACUGGAUUCGCAUCUCUGAACGGUGGAACAACCGGAGGAGGAAGCGCAACACCAGUCACAGUUUCCGACUAUGCUGGACUAGUAGCAGCUGUGGCGGGUGUUGAGCCCAAGGUUGUUAUCAUCACCGGGCCCAUUGAGCACUCGGGUGAGCCUGUCAACAUUGGCAGUCACACCACGCUCGUGGGUGCCGACAGCUCCGUCGUCCUGACCGGCUUUGGACUGCUCAUCAGAGAGAACAAGAACGUCAUCGUCCGUAACAUCGCAGUCGCCAAGGUUCCUGCCACGAACGGUGACGCAGUUGGCAUGCAGUACGCUGAGAACGUCUGGCUAGACCACAUGGACCUUUCCGGCGACAUGAACAGCGAGAAGGACUUCUACGACGGACUGUGCGAUAUCACUCGCAAGUCUUCGUAUGUGACCCUCUCGAACUCUUAUAUCCACAACCACUGGAAGGGAUCUCUGAUCGGUCACUCUGACGACAACGCUGCCGAGGAUACCGGCUUCCUCAAGGUCACUCAGAACAACAACUACUGGCAAAACGUCGGCUCCCGCACUCCAUCUCUGCGAUUCGGACAGGCCCACAUCUACAACUCGUACUUCGAAGCCACGGAUGAUGGAAUCAACGUCAGACAGGGUGCUCAGGUCCUCGUCGAGUCCAACGUCUUCGAUGGAACCGAGAAGCCACUCUACAGUGUUGACCAAGGAGGUGCUGUUGAGAGCGACAACGUCUGGGGCGCCGGAGAGAACACCGUGCCCGCCGGAACUUUGACCACUGUUGAAUACCCGUACGAGUUGCUGGGCAGUGGUUCGGUUAUCGCCAGCGUUGUAGGAACUGCCGGCAACACCCUCACCUUUGCCACAGACGGAACUGUCACGGGAGCCCCACCUCGCAAGGGCAACGAGACAGAUACUUAUGCACCACCAGGAGGCUACACUCCAGUCACACCCCCACCCGAAUACCCCGAGGGCAAUGUACCAACUACCCUUGUGACCAGCGCGGCCCCGGCAAAGACUGAGCCCCCCACCGAGGGAUACGAGCCAACUCCUCCCAAGACCGAAGAGGGGAAGAAAGAGAAGCCGCCAGUUCCUCAGAGCUCCACCUACCAGCCAACUCCUAAGCCCGUCGAGGCGAAGAAGGAGGCGCCAGUUCCUGAGACAACAACCUACGAUGCAACCCCCAUGCCCGUCUACUAG
Messenger RNA from Drepanopeziza brunnea f. sp. 'multigermtubi' MB_m1, 1299 nucleotides. The record is from RefSeq and is a predicted model, not a curated record. Lineage: Eukaryota; Fungi; Ascomycota; Leotiomycetes; Helotiales; Drepanopezizaceae.